Messenger RNA from Alnus glutinosa, 1290 nucleotides. RefSeq names its product patatin-like protein 2. The record is from RefSeq and is a predicted model, not a curated record. Gene Ontology annotation, molecular function: monoacylglycerol lipase activity; glycerophospholipase activity. Bases 1 to 1290 code for a protein of 429 amino acids. NCBI's taxonomy places the organism in Eukaryota, Viridiplantae, Streptophyta, Magnoliopsida, Fagales, Betulaceae. Gene Ontology annotation, biological process: lipid metabolic process. The transcript has 7 exons.
AUGGAGAAAACUGCGUCAUCAUCUUUACAAAUUCAGCCCCCAACUUAUGGGAAGUACAUCACCAUUCUCACCAUUGAUGGCGGUGGUAUCAGGGGGAUCAUCCCUGCAGUCAUCCUUGAAUUCCUUGAAUCCAAACUUCAGGAGCUGGAUGGUGAGGAUGCAAGACUUGCAGACUACUUCGAUGUCAUUGGUGGGACAAGCACUGGCGGUCUUGUAACUGCCAUGUUGACUGCUCCAAAUGAAAGUAAUCGUCCUCUCUUUGCCGCCAAGGAUAUCAAGCCCUUCUAUCUUGAGCACUGCCCUAAAAUUUUUCCAGAGGAUAGGGGCGUGCUUGCACCAAAAUUUGAAAGUGUAUACAAUUUAGUGAAAGGACCCAAGUAUGACGGGAAAUACCUUCACCAGAUUUUAAGAGAGAAGUUAGGAGAAACUCGACUGGGGAAAACCUUGACCAAUAUUGUUAUUCCUACAUUUGACAUCAAGCUUUUGCAGCCUACCAUUUUUUCAUCCUAUGAGCUGAAGAAGAUUCCCUAUUUGGAUGCUCGACUGUCCGACAUUUGCAUUGGCACUUCCGCAGCUCCGACCUAUCUCCCUCCCCACAAAUUCAUUAACGAAGAUAAAGAAGGAAAGGGUAAAGAAUUCAAUCUUGUUGAUGGUGGAAUGGCAGCAAAUAAUCCGACAUUAGUUGCCUUAAACCAAGUGAGCAAACAGGUGAUUGACGGAAAUCCUGAUUUCUUCUCCAUCAACCCAAUGGACUUUCGCCGCUUUCUAGUAAUCUCAAUUGGGACUGGCUCGGAAAAGAAAGAACAACCAUACGAUGCUGACAAGGCAGCCAAAUGGGGUAGUCUCUUUGGUUGGUUACAUCAAGGUGAUUCUGUCCCAUUGGUUGAUGUGUUUCAACAAGCAAGUGCAGAUAUGGUUGAUUAUCAUAUCUCUGUGGUGUUCAGAACUCUUAAUUGCAAGAGCAAGAAUUAUAUCCGCAUUCAAGAUGAUACUUUGAAAGGGACAACAGCUUCAGUCGAUGUUGCUACAAAAGAGAACCUGGACGACCUAGUGGAUAUCGGGCAAGAUCUAUUGAACAAACCAGAAUCUAGGGUGGAUUGGGAGACAGGUCUGACUGUAACAAUCGAAAAUGGUGGCACUAAUGAGGACGCCCUUAAAAGAUUCGCAAAAAAACUUUCUCGAGAAAAGGAACGUCGAGAGACAGGAAAGAAAGAUCGAGAGAAAAGAUCAUCAAAUACAAACAAGAAGUUUCCUGGACACAAUGGAAUAUCGAUCUCGCCCAAACUAUAG